This is a messenger RNA of Bombus pyrosoma, 1552 nucleotides long. It is a transcript of the gene TfIIFbeta, whose product is annotated as general transcription factor IIF subunit 2. Gene Ontology annotation, biological process: transcription by RNA polymerase II; transcription initiation at RNA polymerase II promoter. The coding region runs from base 2 to 817 and encodes 271 amino acids. The transcript has 6 exons. NCBI's taxonomy places the organism in Eukaryota, Metazoa, Arthropoda, Insecta, Hymenoptera, Apidae. Gene Ontology annotation, cellular component: transcription factor TFIIF complex. The record is from RefSeq and is a predicted model, not a curated record.
CAUGUCUACAAAUGUGUCACAUACAGAAAAAGAAUUAGAUUUAAGUAAUGCUGGAAGAGGCGUGUGGCUUGUCAAAGUACCUAAAUACAUAGCAAAUAAAUGGGAGAAAGCACCUGGCAAUAUAGAAGUUGGCAAAUUAAAGAUAAUUAAAAAUCCUGGUCAAAAAGCAGAAGUAUCACUUAGAUUGUCAGAAGCAGUGUUAGCUUUAAAAGAACCUGGAGAAGAAGAAAUUCCAAAACAGCAUAGAUUAGAUGUUACAACAGUAACGAAACAAAUGUUAGGUGUAUUCUCUCAUGUUACACCUUCAAGUAGUUCAGAUUCUAUAGUUCCUGAAACUGAAAAACUCUAUAUGGAAGGAAGGAUUGUACAAAAAUUAGAAUGUCGUCCAUAUGCUGAUAAUUGUUACAUGAAAUUAAAAUUACAAAGUAUUAAAAGAGCUUCUGUACCACAAAGACAAGUUCAGCAAUUAGAUAGGGUAGUUCAGAAUUUCAAACCUGUUUCUGAUCACAAGCACAACAUUGAAUAUGCAGAGAAGAAGAAGGCAGAAGGUAAAAAGAUGAGAGAUGAUAAAGAUGCAGUAUUGGACAUGUUGUUUGCUGCAUUUGAAAAACAUCAAUAUUAUAAUAUAAGAGAUCUUGUAAAGAUUACAAGGCAACCAAUUGUGUAUUUAAAGGAAAUAUUGAAUGAAGUUUGUAAUUAUAAUCUAAAAAACCCUCACAGAAAUAUGUGGGAAUUAAAACCAGAAUACCGGCAUUAUAAAGAGGAAGAGAAAUCCGAAGGCAGUCAGAAGAAAGCUGAUGAAUCAGAUGACGAUUGAAGUUAAAGGUAUUUAAAGUAUUAGAAUAAAAUUUAAAAUAAAGUAUUUUACACUACUUGACAUCUGAGGCUGUGUGAAAUUAACAAUGUUUGAACAAAUUUUUUUAGAUGUAUAUUUACACUGACUUUAUUCCAUUGUAUCAAUAUAGGGGAUAUACAUAUUUAAGACUAUAUAUCAAAUUAAUUGUUCGUUUAUUUUUUUAAUGUAAAUGGUCGAAAAUUGAAUCAACCAUGUUUUAAUAAAUAUUACAAUCUUUUUAUUACAACAGGGGAAAAUUGUAAAUUUAUAGAGCAUAUAUUUAUACUUUAUACAAGAAAAAUAUUAUUGCAUUAUUUAAAUAGGUAAUUGUUACAAGAUUUAUAAAUAUUUCUAAAAUUGUACAUAAAAGACAACAUAUUGUAUACGAACAUUAAAAUACUUAAAAAAUAAUAUAGUUAAUUAUUAUCACUUCAUUUAUGAUAAGUACGAACAAAUAUUUUUUUCCAUAAAUAAAGCAUUAUAGAAUGAUAAUUAUCAAAUGCUGAUUUCACUGUUGGUUUAGUUGUUUAAAUGUGUGUAUUUUACGUAGAACACAAGCAAAACGAACUUAUGUAUCUAGUUGACAUAAACUGACUAGAGUUGAUUGCACAUGGCCUUCUGUUAUCGGAAUGAAUAGUAAAGUUAUAUUUACUAUAUUGUUGUAAAUAAUGCAAUUAUAAAAUAUGUGCUUUAAAAUAAAAAAAAUAAUAUUUACUA